AUUUAAAUAUUUGAUAUGUUUCAUUCAUCCAACAUUUAUCUACAUUUGAUUUUUCUUCUUCUUAUUUUUCUUUUAUUACAGUUUGACAAAGAUGGUAAUUUAUUUCGGUGGACUGGUAGCCCAAUACUACUAGAUAGCGAAAUUCCCCGUGACCCAGAAAUAUUGGAAUUGUUAGCCAAGUAUCGUCCUGCUGUUGAAGCUCUAACCAAAGACGUAUAUGGUUUUUCAAAAGUUGAAUUGCAAAAGAAUUGCACAAACUACGAGUGUAACUUGGGCAAUUUGAUAACCGAUUCCUGGGUCUAUAGUCGUGUGCAAAGCAAACAAUACACAGGCCCCGGCUGGACAGAUGCAUCAAUUGCCCUGGUCAAUGCAGGAGCAAUUCGGUCAGCCACCACAAUCGGAGAGCUCUCACAAUUUGCAUUAUCAACGAUACUACCAUUCAAUAACAGUUUGUAUGUGGUACAAGUGCCGGGUUCUUGUUUAAAAGCCGCUUUGGAGUAUACAGUGCGCGAGUAUGUAUGCGGUGGGUAUGUGCGUGGUUUUCUGCAAAUGUCUGGCCUGCAUGUUGUGUUCAACCUAAGCAAAACGCCUGGUGAUCGUGUGCAAUCGGUGGAAGUUUUAUGUUCCAACUGCAGUACUCCCGUAUACGAACCACUUGACUUGAUGAAAGUUUAUGGUGUUAUUCUUGAAUCAUUCAUAUACGGGGGUGGUGAUGGGUUUGACAUGUUCGAGUCCUUGAAAGCAAUCGAAAUGUCAACGACCUCAUUGGACUCGCUUACCAAUUAUAUCAAGCAUGUAGAAUGGAUCUAUCCAGCCGUCGAGGGUCGUAUCAAGUUCGUUGCAGAGAACAACAAUAGCACAUCUGACUCAAGCAUUACAACACCAAUCUCAAUCACUCUUAUUGCCGUUUCAUUGCUUUUAGUCAAGUCUCAGUUUUAGUCAAUAUAUUUAUUACGAGAUCAGUUUCGUUCAUUUACAGUGAUUUAGAAAAUUAACAAUCUAGUACAUAUACAAAAAUAGAAUGAAAUAAAAAUUUGAAUACGAGAAUGAUGAGCGAUGUGCCAUGGAUCUUAUUUCAGUUGUACAGUUGUGUGAACAAUAAAAUAUAACAUACGUCACGUAACCGA
Molecule: messenger RNA, 1127 nt
Organism: Sitodiplosis mosellana (orange wheat blossom midge)
Lineage: Eukaryota; Metazoa; Arthropoda; Insecta; Diptera; Cecidomyiidae
Product: protein 5NUC-like
Exons: 2
Coding region: 16-939 (307 amino acids)
Biological process (GO): AMP catabolic process
Cellular component (GO): plasma membrane
Molecular function (GO): 5'-nucleotidase activity
Source: RefSeq, a predicted model, not a curated record